UGGGCAGCUGCCAAAGCUAGAGCUGAAGCUGGUCCAAAAGCUCCAGGAUCGAAAGAAAUCCCAGAGGGAGUUCCGGAUUGUCUGGCCGGUCUGACAUUCGUCUUUACCGGAGAAUUAACGAGUCUCGGACGGGAUGAAGCUAUAGAGCUUGCUAAACGGUAUUCCGGGAGAGUGACAGGUGCGCCAUCAUCGAAAACUUCCUAUGUGAUCGUAGGUGAGAACGCGGGAAAGUCAAAGAUGGAUGCGAUACAGAAGAAGAACAUUCCUACUCUAACCGAGGACGAAUUUUUGGAUUUGAUACGUACUCGCCAUGGAGCAGAAUUAGAUGAAAAACAACUCAAGGCGCAAGAGAAAGAACAGAAGAAGAUUGAAGAGGCUGCUAUGGCCAUGGCGGCGAAAGAGAGAGAAGAAGAGAAGCUGAGGAAACGUAAAGAAGCGGCAAAGGCAAUCCCGAUUUCUUCUCAACUCUGGACCACAAAGUACGCACCUCAGACCGCUAAAGACCUUUGUGGUAACAAAGCACCCAUCGGGCGUUUACUCGACUGGCUCAAAGAUUGGGACAAGAAUUUUAAAUCUGGUUUCAAGAAACCCGGGAAAGAAGGACUGGGUAUAUUUCGUGCUGUACUAAUCUCCGGUCCUCCUGGAAUAGGCAAGACUACCUCGGCCCAUCUCAUGGCCAAGGAAGCUGGAUAUAAUCCCAUUGAGCUCAACGCUAGUGACGCUAGAAGUAAGAAACUCAUCGAACACCAUACGAACAUCGACAAUGCUUCUCUUGAUGGGUUCUUUCAAGGUGCAGGGGCGAAGACGACGGUGGUGGAUAUGAAGGUGGAUUCGAAGACUUGUUUGAUCAUGGAUGAAGUGGAUGGUAUGUCCGCUGGUGAUAGGGGUGGAGUGGGAGCUCUGAAUGCUUUGAUCAAGAAGACUCGGAUCCCCAUGAUUCUCAUCUGCAACGACAAGUCAUUACAGAAGAUGAAGCCGUUGAUAAAUACGACAUAUGGUAUGCCUUUCAAGCGACCAGGUCCGAAUGAAGUACGAUCUCGUAUCAUGUCCAUCUUAUACAAAGAGAAAUUGAAGAUACCUACGAAUGUAGUGGAUCAACUUGUCCAAGGAGCCAACUCGGACAUUCGUCAAGUCCUCAACAUGCUUUCUACUUUCAAACUGGGCAAAUCGGAAAUGAGCUUUGAUGAAGGAAAAGCUUUAUUGAAAGUCAACGAGAAGAACACAAUCAUGACGCCUUUUACAAUCAUUGAUAAACUUACUGGACCAUAUGCGUUCUCUCACACCAAUAGGGAGACUUUGAAUGAGAAGGCUGAAUUGUACUUCCAUGAUUUCUCCUUUGUCCCACUUUUCAUGCAGGAACAUUACCUCAAAACUCUUCCCGCCAGAGCGUCCAAAGAAGACGGACCACUCAAAGACCUCAAACAUCUGGACCUGGUGUCAAAAGCUGCAGAUUCAAUUUCUGAUGGAGAUUUGAUAGAUCGUAUGAUUCAUGGUUCCGAGCAACAUUGGUCUUUAUUACCGAUUCACGCUUUCGCAAGUACUGUCACGCCUGCUUCUUUGAUUUAUGGAAGUAUCAACAAGCCGGGUUAUGGAGGUGGUUUUGGGCCUGCCUUCCCACAAUGGCUCGGUCAAAAUUCCAAACAAGGAAAACUCUCUCGUCAACUCACUGACAUUCAAAUCCGUAUGCGUCUACGCGUCUCCGGAUCAAGACAAGAAAUCCGAGAACAGUACAUGCCUCUUUUGGCCGGUCACAUCGUUUCUCCUCUCAUGGAUCGGGGCAGUGACGCGUUAGACGAGGUUAUCGAAUAUAUGGACGAAUAUUAUUUGAGUAAAGAAGAUUGGGAUGCUUUUGUGGAGUUAGGGGUGGAUAGUAUGAGAGAAGAGUAUGUUUUGAAGAAGAUACCUUCAGCUGUCAAGAGUGCUUUUACGAGACAGUAUAAUAAAACAGAUCACCCUAUAGCGUUUCAUAAAGGGGACUUGUUUGCAGCUUCCAAGAAGAAGAUUGCGGAUAUCGGUCCUGCUCCAGAUAAUGAGGAUGUCUUUGAGGUGAGUGUUGUGGUCUACUCUUCUCUAUCCUCAUCGGUCCAACCAAUCUCACCUUCCGCCGCCGUUACGAAUGUGUCGAAUCGAAAUCAGUCUUACUAUCUGUGGCCUCAGAAUUGA
Messenger RNA from Tremella mesenterica DSM 1558, 2163 nucleotides. RefSeq lists its product as uncharacterized. The record is from RefSeq and is a predicted model, not a curated record. Gene Ontology annotation, cellular component: nucleus; DNA replication factor C complex. Gene Ontology annotation, biological process: DNA replication; DNA repair. Gene Ontology annotation, molecular function: DNA clamp loader activity; ATP binding; ATP hydrolysis activity. The annotation marks the transcript as partial. The transcript has 11 exons. NCBI's taxonomy places the organism in Eukaryota, Fungi, Basidiomycota, Tremellomycetes, Tremellales, Tremellaceae.